This is a messenger RNA of Cimex lectularius (bed bug), 904 nucleotides long. RefSeq names its product protein YIPF6. Gene Ontology annotation, cellular component: trans-Golgi network; membrane. Lineage: Eukaryota; Metazoa; Arthropoda; Insecta; Hemiptera; Cimicidae. The record is from RefSeq and is a predicted model, not a curated record. The transcript has 7 exons. The coding region runs from base 178 to 852 and encodes 224 amino acids. Gene Ontology annotation, biological process: endoplasmic reticulum to Golgi vesicle-mediated transport.
CUGGUUACAAAACUGACGCUAUCGUUAGUUAAUGGUUAUGUCAAAUGCCACAAUUCAUUGUUAAUGACACGACGCAACCGGAAUUUCUUUCUUUUCACAGUUUUUAACAGUUUACAGUGGCCAAAAAAAGUUUUUGAAUAGAAAAGAAGUGAUUGCAGGCAGAAAAGAGUAGGCGGCAUGGAAAACAGCUAUAAUGUCGCAAAGCUUGAUAUGUAUGAUGAAGGCUAUAUUCCACCAGCGGAGGGCCACAUGUCGGUUCCGAUGCCAUCGAAUAACCUAGAAAGUGACACCUUUAACACACUGGAUGAACCAAUAAGCGAAACAAUAAAACGAGAUCUAAGGGCUGUUGGGACGAAAUUCAAACAUGUUUUAUAUCCAGUAGAAAAGAAAAGCCUUUUAAAAGAAUGGGACUUAUGGGGUCCACUUAUCCUAUGUACUUUUAUGGCAAUGUUUCUACAGGGGUCAGAAAGCAUAGAUUCACAUGACGGUGGGCCAGAAUUUGCUGAGGUCUUUGUGAUAGUGUGGAUCGGGAGUGUAGCUGUGACACUUAACUCGAAGCUGUUGGGUGGACGCAUAUCGUUUUUCCAGAGUGUGUGUGUUCUCGGAUAUUGUCUUUUGCCCACUUCUUUGGCAUUAAUUGUAUGCAGGCUCAUUUUGUUCUUUACUCAAUCAAAUCUUCUGUUUUUCCUGAGGCUCGUUGUCACAACCUGCGGAUUCUUGUGGGCCACUUUAGCUGCUGUGGUUUUCCUUGGAGAUAGCCAACCGCCUAGAAGGAAAGCCCUUGCCGUAUAUCCUAUUUUUCUCUUUUACUUUGUUAUUUCUUGGAUGGUUUUAUCACAUAAUGGCAACUAAUUUAUUUUAAUUGGAAUAUGUAUUAUCAGUAAAAAAACAACUUGUCUGAAUA